GCAUCAAUUUUACAUUUGGCAAGCUCCUGAUAUACGACGAACUCAACUAUCGAGCACAUGAAAUGACCAGGACACAAAAAAAAUUUAAAUCAGCAAAGAAAGGCAGACCAGGUAGUCGCCCUGCGCACUAUGCCAAUGCCCGAGAAAAGGCGAGAGCUGCUGCAGCGAUCAACGACGUAUACGAAGACCUUCCAGAAAAGGGCCGUCGGAACACCGUUGGACUCGAUCUUGAUAAACACGAAGGACAGGGAAGGCGUCAUCACUCGAAUGCUGGCCUAGAUGUUGAGGGUCGAGAUGCAGAACGGCCGUCUGCGCGGCUGUUGGGUGAGAACGAAGAGGACGAGCAGCUGGGUAGUGACGAUGACGAGGAGAUCGAUAGCGAGGAUGCCUUUGAGGACAGCGAUGAAGAGGGGUUUGCAGGAUCGAGCUUUCGAAGGAAGCGCAAGGAGUCGAGCUCACAUCAAGGCUCCGGCUCUGAGGAGGAGAGCGGGAGCGAAGAAGAGGGCGAAGAUGAAGACGAAGACGAAGACGAUUUCCAGAUAUCAGCUUCCGAGUCUGACUCUGAGGCAUCACCUGAGGCCCUCACCGAGCUCAAUGCUUUCCUGUCAACACUAGACCCUGAAGACAACAAGAAACGAAAACAAGACGAGGAAGGAUUACCAGAUUCCCGUAACAAAAAGCGAAGGAUACUCUCAGAACGCACGGAACCUGGGGAGGAGAGUGAAUUCGGAGCACGCGGAUCUGGUACACUGAAGCUCGAUGAUCUACUCGCACCGCUGGCAUCUACCUCAGCACUGGCUACGCUCAAAAAAUCGACGAAAGCCCUCACUUCCUCCAGCGCCAAGACAAAAACACUUCCUGCGCCUCUACCUCAACGCGCUCAAGAACGACUCGAUAGAGAGGCUGCUUACGAGAAGACCAAGGAAGAGGUCGAGAAAUGGAAUACGACGAUGAAACGCAUUAAACAGGCGGAGCAUCUAAGCUUCCCUCUUCAAGCAGAACCUGCUACUCGCGUUUCCAACCUCGAGCUCGCAGCCAAGUUUCAGCCUUCGAAUGAGUUCGAAUCAGCUGUAGAUAAGCUCUUGAAGUCCGCUCAACUCCGCGACGAGGACAUUACCCAUACCGAAUCUCUAAAAAUGGCUCAUCUCACUGUGGAGGAGGUUGCAGCACGCCGUGCAGAACUCCGUAUGAUGCGCGAACUGGCGUUCCGCGCCGACCGCAAGGCAAAACGCGUCGCGAAAAUCAAAAGCAAAGCUUACAGACGCAUACGGAAGAAGCAACGCGAGCGACUUGAUAUUCCUGUGGAGGACGAAGACAUGGACGAGGAGGCACGGAUGAAGGCAGAGGUUGAACGCGCAAGGGAGCGGGCGACUCUGAAGCACAAAGCUACGGGAAAGUGGGCGCGGUCGAUGCAAGGUCGAGAGGGAUUGGAUCAGGACCAACGUCAAGCCAUAGCAGAAAUGCUCGAUCGAGGCGAAAAGCUUCGGAGACGGAUAAGAGGAGAGGAUAGUGGUAGCGAGUCGGACAAGGGGAGUGAAAGCGGUGACGAAGAACUGGAUGAAGAAGGAAUCAGGCGCAAGGCCUUUGAGGAGCUCGAAAAUAUCCGCACAGAAGGGGAGGGAGACACCUCAGAUCUGAAGAGCAAAAGCGUGUUCAACAUGAAAUUUAUGCAGGAGGCAGCCACCAGGCGGGCUCGGGAGGCGAAUACCCAAGCUGAGGAGCUGGCCCGAGAAAUAGCGUUGGAACUUGGAGAUGCGGAAGGCAGCGAAUCCGGGGACAUAACGGAGAAUGCUGCUACUCAAAACACCUCGGUGGUACAACGUACCGGUGGGCGAAUAUCAUUCCGGCCGGGAGCAAGCGCAGCAGCAACAUCCAUUGCAAAACCUUUGGGUUCUUUGGCUUCAGAUACCUCAAGCGUCACCCUUCAGUCCGCGGAUCUUGUCCAGGAUGUCACGCCACAGGGUCGACAUAGUCCAACUCCCACGUUGACCGCUGUGACACCGCUCGUUGCUGCACCGGAGCCCAACCCAUGGCUCGCACCGGUGGCGUUGUCAUCUCGCCUAGCACGCAAGAAAAAUGAAGCUGUGGUCCACAAGAAUGCCGAGAUCUCGGCGAAGUCUUCCAACAAACUUAAGAAGCAGGUGGCAAAAGGGGAAGAAGAGAAGGAACGCGCGCGCGAUGAUGCCAUCUUGGAAGUCGAGGUAGAUAAUGUCCUUACUAUCCCUGACCCUCCUACCACAAGCUCGUCGGCCAGAAAGAAGGGAAAGAAACCUAAGCGGCAGAAUCAGCCAUCGACCAGUGCAGAGCUCCCUGCAGAUGAUGAUGACUCGGAUGUGCACAGCGAAAUGGAGGAGCAAGAAGGGGCGGCCGGGCAAUCCGUCAACGCGAAAGGGGUCAAGGCCUUUCAACAACGAGAAUUGGUCGCCUUGGCCUUUGCUGGGGAUAAUGUUGUGGAGGCGUUUGAAGAGGCAAAACGACAAGAAAACGAAUCUGAUGCUCCACGCGAAGUAGACACGACACUUCCUGGUUGGGGCUCUUGGGGAGGCGCGGGCAUCAAGAAACUUCCACCGAAACCUCAUCUAAUCAAAAAGGUAGCCGGUAUCGACCCGUCCAGCCGUGCAGAUUUCAAGAAAGCGCAUGUUAUCAUAUCAGAAAAACGCGACAAGAAGGCUGCCAAGUACCUCGUCCGGGAUCUGCCUUAUCCUUACACUAGCUAUGCACAGUUCGAGAAAAGCAUGGAUACCCCACUGGGAACUGAAUGGAACACGAGGGUAGGUUUCCAGAGGGCUACCUUGCCCCGUGUUGUGAAGAAGAUGGGCACUGUGAUCGAUCCAUUGGAAAAAUUGGCUUAGCAACCCUUCCCUCUCAUUUCUCCUGAGGUCCCGUGCUGUCCUUGCUCUAUGAUGUGACACUAUUAUCCUACAUAUAUGGCUAUCGCCGCGAAAACGCGCGGCAAACCUCAACAAACC
Messenger RNA from Pisolithus orientalis, 2969 nucleotides. Its product is annotated as small-subunit processome. Gene Ontology annotation, cellular component: nucleolus; small-subunit processome. Gene Ontology annotation, biological process: rRNA processing. Lineage: Eukaryota; Fungi; Basidiomycota; Agaricomycetes; Boletales; Pisolithaceae. Bases 63 to 2852 code for a protein of 929 amino acids. The transcript has 9 exons. The record is from RefSeq and is a predicted model, not a curated record.